Molecule: messenger RNA, 3302 nt
Organism: Pararge aegeria (speckled wood butterfly)
Lineage: Eukaryota; Metazoa; Arthropoda; Insecta; Lepidoptera; Nymphalidae
Gene: wech
Product: protein wech
Exons: 2
Coding region: 348-2675 (775 amino acids)
Biological process (GO): proteasome-mediated ubiquitin-dependent protein catabolic process; protein polyubiquitination
Molecular function (GO): zinc ion binding; calcium ion binding; protein binding
Source: RefSeq, a predicted model, not a curated record
GCUGUUGUUUUCGUGGUGUUUUAUGAUAAAUAACAAAUAAUUAGAAAAUUAUUGCGAAAUUAUAAUCAAAUAAACGCGAUGAUCAGCAAUAUUUUUAACUAGUGCAAUUAUAAUUGUUUUAAUUAACAAGGGACUCCAAAUUUGGUCACGUUUAAGAAAGCUAACUUUGUGCAAUCUACCUGCAUCGUCGGGCAUAUUUUCGUAAAUAAUUAUUGUGACUCGUCGAAUAUCUUUUUGUUUUAAAUGAUACUUUGUGAUGCGUAAAAUGUUCGCUUGCUUUUGACUUUGCUUUAUUGAGCCGAGUAUUUGGAUUAUUAUUGAUCUAAUGACUUGACGUGCGCCUCACAAUGACGUCGUUCGCAAAUAUGACGCAGUCGCUGGCGGCGAGCCUGCCCGCAACAUCCACAUCGGCCACGGGAACCAGCCACAAUCCCAACGAGUCUGAGGGUCCCGUUGCGAUGUCGCAGAUCAUCUGCAAUCUCAUCGAGAACAUGAACAAACCACCAAGUCUGCAAACUGCGGGCAACCCAUCGUCUAUGCCGUAUGACAUCUGGGCAUUACCCUCUUGCUCGCUACAGAACGCCACUAUACCUAGUAUCCGUGAGUACAACUCUAUUUCUAAUAAUAACAAUCAAAACCAUUCUAAAGAAGACAACUCAAGCGGAUCCCCAGGCACUUCUUCCUCUGUCUCGAUCACUUGCUUCCGCUGUGAAGAACGCACACCGACCAUGCGUUGUCUGGAAUGUAAUGAUCUUUAUUGUCACGAGUGUUGUCAUAAAGUAACCUCAGAUUGCCAGUUGAGAGAGCAUACAUUACUUCCUAUCCACCAAAUCUCACCAAUAGGCGCUAGACCUAACUCUGUCACUAAUGACAAAGAAGUUAUGUAUUGUGAAUUGCACGGUGACCCCGUCAGAUUCUACUGCGAAGCGUGUAUAAUAUUUAUCUGCCAAGAAUGUACUUUAUGGGUACAUAAAGAUCACUGUUAUUCGCCAAUCAAAGGUGCGCUAGAUGUGUGUAGAAUCGGUGUUUUUCGAGCAAUAGAAGACACCAAAACCGGGACAAAAGCUAUUAAAACUGCAAUAGAUCGUGCUGUUGCCAUGUCAAAAGCGUAUGAAAAGGAAACCGCUGAAGCUAAUAUGAAAAUACGAAAAGCUAUGCGAUGUUUUGCGCAAGCAAUUGAAGAUCGUGAAAAGUAUCUAUUAGAUAAAGUAGAAAAAAUGCGUCAAUCCAAGUUGAAUGACUUAACUGACCAUAUGAACACCCUUCGUGGUAUUUUAGCUGGAUUGGCGCAUACCAAUGAGACUUUGGUACGCAGUAUGGACUCUGAAGGCCUUGAUUUAUUUAUGGCCAAGGAAAAGGGAAGAGCCCAAGUAGAUUAUUUCUCAUGUAUGUUUAAGAAUAUGUAUGUAACUGAAGAGCGUAUUAUGUUUAUACCGCCCAACUAUGAUUUAGUCGAUCAGAUAAAGAGACAGUGUGAUGUCCAAUCUGCUCCUGCAAAUGCAAUGCAUACAUUGAGUUCAUCUUCGUCUCUUCAAUCAAGACAGUCUUUGCUACAUUCAUUGCAGUCGGCCCAAACGUUUUCGCCGUUGUCUUAUCAAAUGUCUUCUACCAGUAGCUUAAGAUCAUUACCAGAAUAUACGAACCCAACAAGAUCUACUAACUAUUACGAUCACAGUAUCUCUUCUAGUAUAGCUAUGGAUGCAAACUCGGCUCGUGGUAUUGGUCAAGCAAUACCGGGAUACUGGAUGUCAGUAUCGGUGAAGCCUACUAGAAGUCCGGUCUCUGGCGUCCCAAUGUUUUCGUUUGGCAGAGAAGGUCAGGAUGAAGGACAGGUUUCUAGACCAUGGGGUUUGUGUGUAGAUCGGGAAGGAAACAUAAUAGUUGCAGACCGAAGAAAUAAUCGCAUACAAAUAUUUAACGGUCGCGGGGAAUUUAGAACAAUGUUUGGUUCUAAAGGAACAGGACCUGGAGAGUUCGAUCUUCCUGCUGGCAUAACGACGGAUACUUAUGGACGUAUAAUUGUUAUUGACAAAGACAAUCACAGGGUUCAAAUAUUCACAUCGUCUGGUAAUUUUAUCUUAAAGUUUGGUUCCUUCGGAAAGGAAUGUGGUCAGUUCCAAUACCCUUGGGAUGUAGCUGUAAAUACUUUAGGUAAUAUUGUAGUAACAGACACUCGUAAUCAUCGUAUUCAAUUAUUUACUAGUGAUGGUACUUAUAUAACCAAAUUUAUUUUUGAAGGAGCUAAUCCUGCAAAAAUGCUCAAAGGACCGACGACUCCUCGAGGUGUGUGUUUUACUACUUCUGGAAACAUAAUUAUAUCUGAUUUUGAGAAUCAUCGCUUGCUCAUGGUAGAUCCCACCCUUUCGAAGGUUUUACAUUGUGUGGGACGCGAAGGGUCAGGAAUCGGUGAACUCAAUCGGCCGUCGGGAAUCGUGACUGAUGAUGACGGACGAAUUAUUGUGGCAGAUUCAAAAAACCACCGUGUCCUUGUUUUUACAUCUGAGUUGCGUAUUUUAUGGGCUGUAGACUUAAAGAGUCCUGGCCUGGAUGACAAAGAUCGACCGAGCGAUGUAGCUCUUACUCCCGAAGGGUUCCUUGUAGUAUUGUUUGAAACCUUACCUGACACCGCCCGCGAUAUCACAUCUCACGGCAAACAAUAUAUUAAAGUUUAUUGAUCCGGAACAAUAUGUUUAGUGUAUUGACAAAUGUAAAACGCCAAGUGAAACUAACGACUUGGGCCGAAGGUCCAUAAAAUUUUAUGUUUGUUUUGUUUAAUUUGUGAUUACUUUCAUAAUGUGCCAAUUUUAUUAUUAAUGUUUGAAAUCUGAAUCGAGCCUAGCUUGUACGGAGGAUUUUUAUUUGUCAUAACAUUGUGUUAGUGCAAAUUUAAUUCUCCUUAAAUUAAAAACUUUUGUUACCAUAUUAUUUUUGAUUUCAGUUUCAUGUGGAACUAGUCUUUAAAGACCAAACUUUGUUUGCAGUGUUAUUUUACACAGUAAUUUUGCGCCACUUACGAAAGCUAAAACGUUUCAAUAGAAACUAAAAUCAAACAAUCUAUACAGUGAACCACGAUUGUGCGAAACUUUGAGUUUAGUUUUAUGCAUUGCAUGAACAAAAAGUAUAAAGCGUCAAAAUUAUUAGCGAUAAAAGAUCACAUUGUGAUUUAAAAGAUGUUUUUAUGUGAGAUAAUUUAAAAACUAACUUGAAAAGUAUUUUUUUCAAAUGUUACUUUUGCGUUUUUUAACUUGGUUAAAUAAUUAUUUGAAUAAUGCACACGUUGAGACGUAUUCUUAUAUUAAGUU